This is a messenger RNA of Coregonus sp. 'balchen', 11324 nucleotides long. The record is from the annotation of a GenBank genome assembly. Lineage: Eukaryota; Metazoa; Chordata; Actinopteri; Salmoniformes; Salmonidae.
GGAAUGCCACUGGUGGCUGCGUCGCCGUCGACAAUGUGGCAAAUUGGGCACUGAUAACCAACAAACUACAAUCAUUUGGGUUGUUUGCGCGUUGAUAUGAUGAGUUCUCAUAUUGUCACUCCCGGGCCUUACAGGGCGACAAAACUGGUAAGCUUUUCUUGUACACUUGUUCUUGUUGUGAAGUUAGCUAGCUAACGUUAAACCGUUAACUAGCAAGCUAACGUUACGAUGCUAGCUAUGCUGCAAGUUGGGCAAACUAGCUAGCUAUGCUGCAAUUUGGGCAAAUAGGCUGGCAAGUUAGCUAACUAGUAUGCUGCAACUUGGCUGGCUGGCUGGCUAGCUAGCAAGCUAUGCUGCAAGUUGGCUAACUAGCUACUGUAGAACUGUGCAGAUCACUCACAAUGUAAUAUAACGCUGUCUGUUAUCCGUGUUGUUUUUUUCCAGAGUCGGACAGCCCCACAUAUUUUAGGCCAGCAAUGUUACUGAGGAUUAGCUAGUUAGUAACGUUAGCGACAAUCCCCUGAUCAUUUAUUAUGGUGACUUGCCAACGUCAGGAUGUGUUCACAUCAGUAAUUAGCAGUUGAAACACUCCCCGCCCCUGUUUCGGUUGAAAGCUGAGAGAUGGGGCUGGAGAAAUGUAACCACUCAAAUUCAUAGACAUAGCGAGUCAUUGGAUGAAGUUGUCCUUCUGUAUGGGGGAGAUUUGUUAAGAGCCCCAGGGCUCAAUCAGAAAAUUAACACGCGGUAUGGUUUUGGAAGCAAGGACCUUAUCUUUCAUAUCAGCGAUAAAUCACACGGCCAUAUCUACAUGUUACAGCACUUGUGGAAGACGAGGCGAUCACCUGUGCUAAUUAGCGAACACCUGUGUGUAAGCGUAAUUCUGGAAGUGUAGCAGAAGGGUAGUUUCGUUGGAUUGAGGCACCCAUAGCUGUAUGGAUAUGUGAAAAACUGCUACUGUAAGUAUCUUUUAUUUGAAGGAUUAUUUAUUGCUGAUGAAAGAUAAGGGCUAUAUGUUUCGAAAUCCAUAUCUCAAGCGAUGAUUAUUGACGUUUCUAAACGUUCAAACACAGCAUCAGAGUUUUCGAGAUCUAUGGAUGCAAAGACUGACCAUCCAUGAUAUCAAAAUGAUCGUUUAACCAUGUUUUUAGGCUAUAUAGUGUUACAUUUAUAGUGCUAUAUAGUGUUAGUUAUUUUGUUUACAAACACUGGAGUAAACUAGUCUGAUUAAUCAGGCUGUAAUUUUACAUUUACGUCAUUUAGCAGACGCUCUUAUCCAGAGCGACUUACAAAUUGGUGUAUAUACACUCUGAAAACCUGUAAAUGUUCCUUACAAGUAAGAAUGUUGAAUGAAAUUACAUUUCAACUUACUCUACCGGUUGUCUGUGGGGUUUGUACUUCAGCUGCUCGAAAUUUGAGACAAAAUAUAUUUCUGAAAUAAUUUUUGGAGAGCUGGUGUGUAUAUGGUUAGGUUUGGCACCAAGGUAAAGUCAGUUUUACAUUGGAUAUCCGGUUUUCGCUCGUCAGCAGCUAUUUAACCAAGCAUGCCAUGACAAUGAAAAUUGUCUAUUCUGAAUCAGGGGAGGGUGGAGAACAAUCUACACCUUUUUUUCAUAAUAUUUGAAAUCUGAAUACAAAAUUGGACAAACCUCACAGACAACCGGUAGAGUAAGUGCAAAUGUAAUGUUAUUCAACCUUCUGGCUUGUAAGGAACGUUUACACGAUUUAUCAAAUUUUUCAGGCCAAUUAAUUGUGUAUUACAGCCUGGUUAAUCAGACUACAGUAAAACAAGUUUAUAUUUUGGGUUCUGAUGGGGUACGACAGUUAAACAAAGCUCAUGAGGCAUCUAUGUUAUAUUCUUCAAGAAUCAAUGGGUACAUAUAAUUAAUUCACAUGUCCAAAAAUGUAUGUAGCACCUGCAGAUUGCACCUUUUAACAAUAUGCAAGUUUAGACGACUCUCCCGAGUGGCGCAGUGGUCUAAGGCACUGCAUCGCAGUACUAGCUGUGCCACUAGAGAUCCUGGUUCGGAUCCAGGCUCUGUCGUAACCGGCCGCGACUGGGAGACCCAUGGGGCGGCGCACAAUUGGCCCAGGGUCAUCCAGGGUAGGGGAGGGAAUGGCCGGCAGGGAUGUAGCUCAGUUGGUAGAGCAUGGCGUUUGCAACGCCAGGGUUGUGGGUUCGAUUCCCACAGGGGGCCAGUAUGAAAAAAAAAUAAAAAAAAUGUAUGCACUCACUAACUGUAAGUCACUCUGGAUAAGAGCGUCUGCUAAAUGACUAAAAUGCAAUGUUACAGAUAACUAGCUAGUCUUUUGAAAGUACUGUGUAUGUGUGUAUAUAGAAAGCUUAAACAAUUUAAUUUGCAGUGGAAUGAAGUCACGAAGCUAUUCCGAGCAGGGAUGCCUCUGCGGAAACAUCGACAACACUUCAGAGUGUAUGGGAACUGUUUUACUGCCGUAGCAGCUGUCGACUGGUUACACGAACUGCUCAGGAACAAUAGUAACUUCGGACCAGAUGUCACCAGACAACAGACUGUCCAGCUGCUGAAGAAGUUCCUCAAAAAUCAUGUGAUCGAGGAUGUGAAGGGCAGAUGGGGUUCAGAAGAUAUGGAAGAGAACAGCCAUCUCUACAGGUAGCCUAAAUAGUUCACUCAGGCCGUUUACCAUUGAAAAAAUAGUUAAUGUUGCUGUAUAAGUGGGCGUUCUCUCUCUCGUGUGAACAUGCUUUCCCGCAUGAGCUCACGGUUCCUCUAUAAUCUUUCGCAUUCUCACUUGAGAGGGGAAACAGCUGGCUUUGGUCUACUUAUAGAUACACAUGGCAAGGCGUGGCUUAAGGUGACCACGCCCCCGAGUAGUGUACAGCCGUAGGGUACUCCUGUUACUUCCAUGUAAUUAGCCUAACUUUGGCGUCAUCCUAAGCAAACUGAAGCUUUUUUUGUCGUUUCAAUAAAUGUUUUCAGCGUUACUUGUCGUUAUUAACAUACUUGGCUGUCACAACAAAUUAUUUGCAUGAUACUUAUUCUGCCACUCUAAUUUGUUACCCGACAUGCUAACACUUACAGUAAAGCUGUAGCUUUAUACUUACGUCACUGUUUGUUAACCCCUAGCAUUUUUGCCGGUUAGUUAGCUGUCUGGCUAGCGAGAGAAGUUCGUCUCGAUCUAAUUCGCUAGUCACGUAACUACUUCCACUAUUUGCCUACCCUUGAACAGUGUAGUUAUUUUAAAAAGUGGAUUAUUUUUGGCUUGCAUAUGUCCUUUCAACUUGCCGGAGACCAGCUGGGCAUACAACCUUACCAAAUGGCCCUAACCAAAGUAGCCUAUAUGGUGAUGUCUACACCUACUUGGUGGAAUCUCCAAGUUUGCAUAAAUAUUCAAAUGCAAAAUAAUAUUAUAGCUGUUAUUUGGACGGAUACAGCUCACUAGUCCUUACUACAAGCUAACUAGCAAGCUUUAUGCAAAGCGACUUACCGGUGAAGUGCUUGAACACACACAAAUGUAUCGAGUAACCGGAGCCCACAGCUUUCCAUCAUCGAUAGCCUGAAACCAUAAGGUUCGUCUAACCUGGUCCUUGGGCAGUUGAUUAAACUUAAUUUGGUGGUCUUUUCUCUGUUCAAAUAAAACGGUAAGCAACAGCUUUUUGGCAUCUUAAAAGCAGGGUUAGCUAGCUAAUUGAAGAAAGUCAGUUGGAAUCGGCUCUUUGGCUAAUAAUCGUAAAAGUUUGGGGUCACUUAGAAAUGUCCUUGUUUUAGAAAGACAAGCAAUGUUUUGGUCCAUUUAAAAGAACAUCAAAUUGAUCAGAAAUACAGUGUAGACAUUGUUAAUGUUGUAAAUGGCUAUUGUAGCUGGAAACGGCUGAUUAAAAAAAAAAAAGGAAUAUCUAUGUAGGCGUACAGAGGCCCAUUAUCAGCAACCAUCAGUCCUGUGUUCCAAUGGCACGUUGUUUGCUAAUCCAAGUUUAUCAUUUUUAAAAGGCUAAUUGAUCAUUAGAAAACCCUCUUGCAAGUAUGUUAGCACAGCUGAAAACUGUUGUGCUGAUUAAAGAAGAAAUAAAACUGGCCUUGAGAUUAGUUGAGUAUCUGGAGCACCAGCAAUUGUGGGUUCGAUUACAGGAUCAAAAUGGCCAGAAACAAAUAACUUUCUUCUAAAACUCGUCAGUCUAUUCUUGUUCUGAGAAAUGAAGGCUAUUCCAUGCGAGAAAUUGCCAAGAAACUGAAGAUCUCGUACAACGCUGUGUACUACUCCCUUCACAGAACAACGCAAACUGGCUCUAACCAGAAUAGAAAGAGGAGUGGGAGGCCCCGGUGCACAACUGAGCAAGAGGAUACAUUAGUGUCUAGUUUGAGAAAGACGCCUCACAGGUCCUCAACUGGCAGCUUCAUUAAAUAGUACCCGCAAAACAACAGUCUCAACAUCAACAGUGAAGCAGCGACUCCGGGAUGCUGACCUUCUAGGCAGAGUUGCAAAGAAAAAGCCAUCUCAGACUGGCCAAUAAAAAGAAAAGAUUAAGAUGGGCAAAAGAACACCGACACUGGACAGAGGAAGAUUGGAAAAAAGUGUUAUGGACAGACAAAUCAAAGUUUGAGGUGUUCGGAUCACAAAGAAGAACAUUUGUGAGACGCAGACCAAAUGAAAAGAUGCUGGAGGAGUGCUUGAUGCCAUCUGUCAAACAUGGUGGAGGCAAUGUGAUGGUCUGGGGGUGCUUUGGUGGUGGUAAAGUGGGAGAUUUGUACAGGGUAAAAGGGAUCUUGAAGAAGGAAGGCUAUCACUCCGUUUUGCAAUGCCAUGCCAUACCCUGUGGAUGACGCUUGAUUGGAGCCAAUUUCCUCCUACAACAGGACAAUGACCCAAAGCACAGCUCCAAACUGCAAUAACUAUUUAGGGAAGAAGCAGUCAGCUGGUAUUCUGUCUAUAAUGGAGUGGCCAGCACAGUCACCGGAUCUCAACCUUAUUGAGCUGUUGUGGGAGCAGCUUGACCGUAUGGUACGUAAGAAGUGCCCAUCAAGCCAAUCCAACUUGUGGGAGGUGCUUCAGGAAGCAUGGGGUGAAAUCUCUUCAGAUUACCUCAAGAAAUUGACAACUAGAAUGCCAAAGGUCUGCAAGGCUGUAAUUGCUGCAAAUGGAGGAUUCUUUGAUGAAAGCAAAGUUUGAAGGACACAAUUAUUAUUUCAAUUAAAAAUCAUUAUUUCUAACCUUGUCAAUGACUACAUUUCCUAUGCAUUUUGCUAUAUUUCCUAUUAAAACUAAUUUCAUGUAUGUAUUCAUGGAAAACAAGGAAAUUUCGAAGUGACCCCAAACUUUUGAAUGGUAGUGUACAUUCCAUGCGACAGUCUCUGUUCAUGCUAACAAUUUUACGUUUAGAAUGAACGUGUUUUUAGGAAGUAUGUAGUUUGUUGAUUAAGAUGACAUGGAAGUAUGUUAAAUGACCAACCAAGCAUAUCCAAGAUGUUUUAUAGAAUGAUAGAAAAAGAGAAUAGACGUUGUCGGGUUAUGUGUAAAGUAGUCCAUUUAACAUGGGCGUAACAGGACUACCCUACGGCUGUACCCCACUCCGGGGCGUGGUCACGUUAAGCCAUGCCACGCCGUGUGUCUAUUGUCCACGCCCGAACAUAAAACAAUUAGCCAGUGAGAUGUCUCCUUUCUCGACCAUCUCUGGGGAACCCCCUCCGCGUGGUGGGGGCAAUAAGCAGACCAGUGCGGCCCCGCCCCGUAAAAAUGAGGGAGUGGGAUGUCAUACUUCGGCCAGAGAUGGUAGAGAAAGCAAUCUUUUUGGGUGUUUUUAAUCAUUUAAAUAAUUGCAUCGAUGGCUUGCUGUAAUGAGACGUAUCUGUAGUAAUUUCAAUCAAAGCAAAUACUAAACUGGAUAUUUGUCUGUGGUAACUAAGUGUGUUUCUGUGUAGCCUAUAUGAUUGACAAUACAUUUUGGUUUUCAUUUAAAUAAUGUUAUUUCACCUUUGCUGUCCUAGGUUUGCGUCAACAUCUCCUUUGAAACCAAUUCCCCAUCGCCCACCUGUGUCAGGGCCUGCGUCAGUAAAGAGGAAUUUCUCAAUGAAAGAAAAGGACGGCUUCUUCAAAUUUAGGACUUCCAAGAAACCUGACAAGGAGACUAUAGUAAGUAUUGUUGAUAUUUUAGAAAAAUGUCCCCUAUUAUGCCCCUGGUACGAUUUGCUCACUUAUCUACAUAAUUGACUGAGAAAUUGUUGUUUCUCACAGGAAAAUGUGGAUCCAUCAAAACAAGAUAUGGAAACUGAGCCUGUGAUUGAAGUGGUCCAGCCCAGAGAACUAACAGAGGAAGAUAUUCAGGAUGUUUGGAGAGGCAUCACUCUCACACAGUAAGAUCCACUCAUAAUUUAUUUUAACGUUUUAAUGAGUAGAUCCUUAAUCCAUUGCCAUUUUAUUAUUUCAGCCUUCAGAAAACAUUGGGAUUGACCGCACUUGAGGAUGUUUUGGAUCCAAGACACAUCAAUCCUCAAAACAUUGUGUACAACAUGACCAAUGUGAACAAGCAUGGGGUUGUUACACUUGAGGACAAGACGGGUAUAGCCUAUUCUUUCUCUGAUUUAUAUCUGCACUGUGUGUACUGUACACAAUGUAGACUACGUAAGAAGCAUGGUCAUUUAUUUGCCUUUUCUCCACAGAUGACCUCCCACACUGGGUUUUGUCUGCAAUGAAAUGUCUUGCAAACUGUAAGUAAGAUUUUACUCAACCGUUUUAGUGGCAUAUUGUAUUGAGAAAUAGAAGAUUUCACCUCACACAAAACAAUACUCUCAAUAUGAGAGCUUUGUUUUCAGACCAACAUCUAAAAAAUGUCACCCAUCCCGUUCUAGGGCCGAAGUAUGAUUCCAGCCAGCCAUCCUAUCCUGGGUUUGAGAGGGAUGUGUUUAAAACAGUCUCUGACUACUUCUACAGCCUCCCUCAGCCACUUCUUACAUUUGAGUACUAUGAGUUGUUUGUCAACAUCUUGGGUAUGUAUGCAUUUUGCAAGAUCUUAAAUUGAAUGCAGUAUUGUUAGAUGUGAAAUGGUUUGACAGAAACUCAAUUUCAUGGGUUUCCCUGUUCCUCCCUAACCUAAAGUGUUACUAAAACCUGGAUUCAAUUAACCAAUAAUGUAAUUCUUCCAUCUUUUGCAACUAAGCUAUCAAUAUUUGCAGUUAUUUGUAAUUUAAAGUAGAGGACAAAUCUCAGGUGUGGUUAUUGGAUUCAGGCAAAUGUUCUAAAAAGUUUACAAUACUCAUAUUCAUCCUUCUCUAUGAAAUGUAUUUUAUUUAUUUUUUAUAAGCUCUUUUGGAUGAGAUUUUGUUUGAGCCUUCUCCACUCUGCAACUGAACAAUAUGAUUGACCAGAUCCAAUACAAGCAGCAUGAAACUGCAACUGGUUUAUGUGUUAUUUCCCUCCUAACAGGAUGUGACGCGACUGCUCUGUGGCUGUGACUUUUUGUUAUAACUAACUCAUGUGUGUCCAAUUAGCUCUUCCCUUUCCCCACAUUGUGCCCACUCCCUUGUUUAUGUCCUGCCGGCUUCACAAGUGUUGUUUUUGUUUUGUCUCUUGCUAGUUUUAUGUGGCUACAUUGUGGCUCCUAAAACUCAGAGAGGAAAGCGAAAAAACCAAGAGGAGCCCAGCUACCCCCAGUCUGCAAAAAACCCUCACAUGAAUGGUGCUGUUAACCAGUUCAAAUCAACGGAAUGUCUGCUGUUGAGCUUAAUUCGGAAAGAGGCUUUUGAAGAGGGCGACUCACCAAUGAGAGAGGUGUUCAGCUCGAAGGCCCAGUCUACGUUUGCAGCUCUGAAGACUGGCUGUGCCAGGAGGGUCCCACAGAUGGGUCUGCCAGGCCGAAGGGCCAGUUCUGGGGACGUCCUGGGAGGCAGCUCUCCAAGUCUUGCAUGUUCAGAGAGCAGUGGAGCAUCAUCAGUUAGGCUCAGAAGACCCAGGAGUUGCUCCCUGGAGAGAAUCCUGGAUGAAUCAGCGGAGUCUGACUCAUGCUCCCAACACAAGUUGUUCCAGUCUACAGAGAGUCUGGCGUCCUGCAAAAGUAACAGUGGUAGCAAGUACAUCACCCCACCUCAGAAUAAAACAGACUCUCUGUCUAUGUUAGACAGCUGCCCUUACUCUGAACCCCAAGUCUUUGUCACCAUGGCAACUCCCAGUUGCGACACCAGUUCAGGUGUGACGUCUGUAGAGGGUAGCACUCACAGCUCCAAAAGCGAGGGUGCCAGAAGCAGCAUCUCACUACCAAUGGACAACCUCUCAGUCAGUCAGAAACCCAUGCCUAAGCGCCGUAGGAGCAUUGGUACCUGUUUGGAUAUAGCUGAGCACAGAGGGAAGUUUGCCAGCUGUUUCAGUAUUAACGCCCCUGUAGCAGAGAUCACCGUGAAGCCAGACUCCUCCUCAACUGUUGGCCUGAGGGGUCCCAGUCUGCUCAACCUGAGGGCCAGCAGCAUCGACCUCCGAGACCUCAGAGCUAGGCCUUCUGUUAGCAGGCGCUGUCAGAGCUCUCUGGACCUGUCCAGGCCGACCCUUGCUCUGCCCUCUGUGUUCACUUAUGCACGCCAUCUGAGUUCCGAGCAAAGUAAGCCUACAUCUGCAUGCUUGUGUUGUGGUGUUUGUGCUUUUGCAUGUCUUAAAACCUGACCUAACAUUACUCAUUGGGCUUGCACUAAUAUGGGGUGAGACUCUAAUUCUCCUUUAAGAGAAGGUUAUCACUGCAUGAAUUUCAAUUGUAAUCAUCUGGAUACUAUCCAGAACUUCAAACAGCCCUGUUUUAAAGUGUUAUGCCUAGAUACUCCUCAUGCCUAUUUACAAUUACAUUUAAUGAUAACGUUACAUUUAAUAACUUGUACACAUAGUUAAUGCAGUUCUUGCUGUAGAGAUAUAACAUUGAUUUAACCUUCCAGGUGAAAUCACACAGAUGCUUAAUCCGUUUCAAUGCAUUUCAUUAGCCUCAGUGUGUGUGCAUCGUUUUGAUCUGAUGCAUAUCAAGGGCUGAAUACAUGCCCUUCCAGUGUACAGUAGUGUGGUUGUGUAUAUGUGUGAAGGUCUCCUCCAGCCUCAGUUGGAGCGGGUGGCCAUUGAGGCUCUGCAGCUCUGCACCCUGUUGCUGCCCCCUGCCAGCCGGAGGAAGCUCCAGCUGCUGAUGAGAAUGAUCUCCCGGAUGAGUCAGAAUGUGGACAUGCCUCGGCUCCAUGACGUCAUAGGAACACGCACCCUGGUGAGGGCUGAGAGAAACACAGGUUUCUGCAUGGUGAUCUGAACAUAUCCUCAUAACUCCAUUAUUCAAUCCCGUUGCGUUUCCAGAUGGUGCAUACGUUCUCUCGCUGCGUGCUGGGCUGUGAGGAGGAGAUGGACCUGGAUGAGCUGCUGGCCACCAGACUGGUCUCCUUCCUCAUGGAUCACCACCAGGAGAUCCUCCAGGUGCCGGUCUAUCUGCAGAACGCUGUCCAGGACCACGUGGCAUACCUCAGGAAAGUACAGGUAUAAUACUGUCACUCCCUUUUCUUAUAAGGCAUCCAUUACAUACGGUAGUUGGUUACAUCAGUUGUCAUGAAAUAUAAUUUUCAUUGAUUUAAAGGUAGACUCAACGAAAUGACGUUGCCACGAGCAACACCGUAGAUAUUGCGACGAGCAAGAUGCAAGACUUCACUCCCACACAGUCACACACAGUAUCUGUGCAUGUGCAAGGGGUUCCCUUCACACUGUUUUCAACGUGGUAGCUACGGGACCAAAACAGCGGAGAAAUGUAGCCUUGCGCUUCGAUGCUCUUAGUUGUGGAAAUUGACCCACUAUUCUGUUUACUUUGUGCAUUUACGUCAUAUCGCUGAGUCUACCUUUAAAGAAAGUAGACCGUGACGUGUUGAAAGUGUGACUAUCCUCUCCUCCUCUAGAUAACCUACCCAGGUAGUGGUGGUGUGGGCGCCCCCAUGCCCAUCUACUACUUCUGCAGACAGAUCAGCACCAAGGAGUUUGAGGAGCAGAAGCUGAGUGUGUCGCAGGCUGCCAUCGCUGACCUGCUGGAGAGCCUGGUCAAAGACAAGAACAUGUCUGUGAAGGACAAGAAGAAGAAGCUCAAGCAGGUAACAAGUUAGAUGGCAUGUUGUGUGAACACUCAUCUAAUUCUCUUAACUCACUACACAGUAUGAAAAUGUAAUGUCUGCUAAAUGACUAAAAUGUACAAAUGUAAUCUCACUGCACAUUUGUGUACUAUUUAACCCCCCCUCCCCAGUUUCAGAGGCAGUAUACAGACAUUUACGCUCGCCGAUUUCCAACGACUGAGAGCGAGGCGCAGCUUUUUGAAGAUAAACCAAAGAUCAAACCGCCAAUGCUGAUAAGUAUGAAGAAACCAAAAGCUUUUGGAAUUAGAAACUGAAGGUAUAAUUGGGAUGCAACUGUUUGUAUGUGGAAUAUUGUUUGUUCUUGCUUGAAACUAGACCUGGCAGCUAAAUUAAGGAAGGUGGGAGGAAACUACAGUGGAGACCACCACAAUUUAGACUGCAACUAUGUAACAUUUGUCUUUAGGGUUGGAUUAUGCAUGUUUUAUGUAAAGUAAUGUGUUUUUGUGUAUGUAAUUUUUUAAUACUGCAGUAGGUAUCUUUAGUGCACCAAAUAAAUUAUUCGGGAUUGAUGAUGACCUCGUAUGGGAGUAUAAUAAGUGAGCCUGAAGACGAACCUGUAAGCAAAUGACAAUUUGGGAGUCAAUUCUGAUAGAUUUUGUAUUAAUCUGUUUAUUUUGAAGUUGAUCCAGAUUUAUACACUCCAAUUGACAUCAAAGUACAGUAUUUAAACUUUCAAGCAUUUGCUUUUUCUAGGGAUUAAUUUUGUUAUUAUUAAGCAUGGUAUUAGUCUACCUAGUUUUACUUCAUAGGGUUAUAUGAAAUGCUUAUAAUUUAACUUUGUCCAUGUUUCACUCUGAAGUUUUUCUGUAUUUUUAUUCCAUUAACAUUCUCUUAAAUAAUGUUAAUGUUGAGCUCCAACUACUUUAUUGUAGAUUUUUUUUUCUUCUAUUUUCUUUAUGUUCAGCCAUUUGGGAUAAACAAAGUUUUGCACUAUUCUGUCAUUUUACAUGAACGGUAUUUUAGACCAAUCAAUACAAUGGUUAAUAUAUACUUGACAAAUAUGUAUUUUUACUGCCAUCUAUGAAGUAUUAAACCUCCAAGGGAGACUUUUAGACUCAUAUAGAUGCAUUUUCUCAAUACCUCUUUAUGGCUGUAUACCUAACCUCAAAGGAAGAGCCAUCAAUGACAUAUCCGUUUACCUUUUGACUUGUAUAGUUAUUUCAUUGCAAAAAAAUCUGUUUACUAUGCAACGUUCUUGAAAAUAAAGUGUCCAACUGUAAAACAAUA